AACCGACCAGCGGACUUUUUACUCCCAUAACACCUCUCGCGUUUUCCUCCCGCCGCUUGAUCUAUCAUAUUUGCCCCCCAAGGCAUUAAAAGGACAAUCGCAAUCAUGGGAGGUGUUACCGUUCGUGAUGUGGAUGCGCAAAAGUUCAUCGCGGCAUACUCCGCUUUCCUGAAGAGACAAGGCAAAUUGCCAAUUCCAGGAUGGGUCGAUACUGUUAAGACAUCAAAAGGCAAGGAGCUUCCUCCUCAAUCUAUCGACUGGUACUACGUUCGCGCUGCUUCCGUUGCCCGGCACAUCUACCUCCGCAAGACUGUCGGUGUUGGCCGUCUACGGAAAGUCCACGGAAGUCAGAAGAACCGUGGCUCCCGUCCCUCCCAUCAUGUCGAUGCUAGCGGUUCCGUGGACCGGAAAGUAAUCCAAUCGCUGGAGAAGAUUGGCGUGCUCGAACUCGAUGAGGAGAAAGGUGGACGGAGAAUUACCCAGAGUGGCCAGCGGGAUUUGGACCGCAUUGCCAAGACGACGGUCGAUGAGGAGGAGGAGGAUGAGGAGUAGUGUCCUUUUGAAAUGUGUUGUAUAUUUGUGUGUGAGAGGGUGGGGAGAAUAGAGAUAUCCCGAGAGGGCCGGCGGCGGAUCCUUGGAUCUGGUUUCUGUCACAUCCCCGACUCAGAAGCGUUGUAUUUCGGAGAAAAUCAGGAAAGAGAUAUCAUUCACCAGGGAAAUGCAAGGAAAGGAGAGGAAAGACGAUGAUAAAUUCUGGGCCAACGGCAUGAAUCCAGCGAUUUCUCUUCAGGCGUUCAUAAUGAAUUGCGGCGUGUGGGGACUUACGUUGACGCGGAAUGCAUGGCAAUAUAAAGAGACCAAAAAUCAUAAGAUUGACGGAGGGCAUAGCGGGGUUUUUUCUGUUUUGUUGUAAUUUUCCCCUUUUGUCUUUGAAUCGAAACUACACGCAUGCCUAAUAAGUCUAUUUUGCCUUCCUCUUUCUUCCCUGCUGCGCAUGGCCCUCUACUCUCCUUCCCCGAAUAUCUCAACAAUGCUCAGCUCUCUUGCUUGACCUCCUUGUACUGGAAAUAUCAUAUUGAUUUUAUUGAUUUUAUUUAUCCCUCUUGUUUUUUACUGCCAUUUCCUUUUCCUCCGCCUUAACUCGCCGGAUAUCAACAUGAAAUUUACUUCUAAAAUCGUUGACAAAAGAAAAGAAGAAAAAGAAAUCCAAAAAGUAUCCACAAAAG
Histoplasma capsulatum G186AR is the source of this 1226-nucleotide messenger RNA. RefSeq names its product ribosomal protein S16. Gene Ontology annotation, molecular function: RNA binding; structural constituent of ribosome. NCBI's taxonomy places the organism in Eukaryota, Fungi, Ascomycota, Eurotiomycetes, Onygenales, Ajellomycetaceae. Gene Ontology annotation, cellular component: ribosome; cytosolic small ribosomal subunit. Bases 106 to 552 code for a protein of 148 amino acids. The transcript is spliced from 4 exons. Gene Ontology annotation, biological process: translation; ribosomal small subunit assembly. The record is from RefSeq and is a predicted model, not a curated record.